This is a messenger RNA of Dicentrarchus labrax (European seabass), 4088 nucleotides long. It is a transcript of the gene cdk5r2b, whose product is annotated as cyclin-dependent kinase 5, regulatory subunit 2b (p39). Bases 1306 to 2184 code for a protein of 292 amino acids. Gene Ontology annotation, cellular component: cytoplasm; protein kinase 5 complex. NCBI's taxonomy places the organism in Eukaryota, Metazoa, Chordata, Actinopteri, Moronidae. The record is from RefSeq and is a predicted model, not a curated record. The transcript has a single exon. Gene Ontology annotation, biological process: positive regulation of cyclin-dependent protein serine/threonine kinase activity; brain development; activation of protein kinase activity. Gene Ontology annotation, molecular function: protein kinase binding; cyclin-dependent protein serine/threonine kinase activator activity.
UCAGCUAAGUGGCAAAGCCCUUUCUGAAGAUUCCGUAGACUUUGAGUGCUAUUUGUAUCUGUUUCCACUGCAGACAGUCAUGUAACUUAACAGAGGGGUGCCAGUUCGGCUGAGGGUAAUUGGAUCACCCAUGGAGUUUCCUGAGACGUGCACUGCAAUAGCUGGGUGGAGAUUCAAAAAUGUGGCCUACAACUUGUCAAUAGAUCAAAGCCGUGAAGUGUUAAAGGUCAAAAACCGGAGGACUGGACAACAACUGAAUGUAUGUCAGGCAAAGUAAGUGCAGGUGAUGUUUCUUAUUUUGUACUAAUGUGACUGGCAUCAGGCCUACUAUUCAUAACUCACAUUUUAAGUUUAGUUUGCCCAGAGCUGGCACAAACAUUUUGUACAGAUUCCUUUCCAACAUCUCUUCAGAGAACAUUCUUGUAUGAACUUUUGGGGGAAGAAUGUGGUUUCAAAUAUUCAAACCAGUUUAGUUUAAACAAGGGCUGCCAUGUUGGUCAGUGAUACCAGGAGGUAAAAGGUGCCAUUAAACCUGAAUACUGCAAGUUCCAGAUAUUGUCACUCUCUCUGCAUAUAUCAGCAGAUAUCUGCUUAUGAUGCUUCUGCUUGAUUUUAAUGUGUGAAAACAUGUGUAAUGUCAGCAGGACGACUCUGACUUUUGAACAUAACAGAUCAUUCUUAAAAGAGAUCAAGCUGACCUGGUAAUCCACUACACAGAUGCAUAUUAACCAUUCCUUCAUCUAAAAGAAUGGUUGAUAAGGUGGUGUAAUGUUGGUCAGUGGUUGGUCCUAUUUUUAUACAGAUUUAGAUAUUACUGAUUUUCCAAACUGAACUACUGGAGAAGAAGAGCAGUAACCCAUAGAACGCCUCUUACCUGAAGGCUAUAUGGUCUAUCAAUGGCAACCUAGGACUAAAAACAACACACUCAGUGAUUGGAUCAUUGAUUGACGUUCUCAUUGGCUGAGCUCGGCUGCCAGUCAGAGGCUCCACUCGCUGGUUCGUUAUACCCACGACUUAACGCAGGGCGUCUAAUCUUCGCUCAGGCUACAGCCAAAGGAUUGUGUCGCAGCGUCUCCCUGCUGAGGCGCUGACAGAGCAUCUGUUGGAAUACAAGUUCACUCUGACAACCUGCUCCAUCUUUGUCCCCCCUACACCGCCCAGGAGCGACCACACGGAGCAACUGAACGUGUAAAUGGAGUUUCAAUCGCUGUCGUGACUGUUUCUCCACCGCCUCUCACCCCUGCAGAAGACUGCGUUGAAGUUGCAGCAGCAUCCACACCACCGCGGCUCUCUCCUCUCGCAGUCAUGGGAACCGUCCUCUCAAUAUCUCCGGCGACGAAGAAGGGAUCUAUUAUGGACUCCGAGGUCGCGGGAGAUGGAGGCAAAAACGACAAGAGCCUGAAGCGGCACUCGAUGUUUGUCUCUCUCUCCUGGAAGAAGCUGGUGGCCAGUUCGGCCAAGAAGAGUGCCAAGAAAGUGAACCCGAAUCCGCUGCCUGCCCCGUCCAGCCAGGUGGCUCAGCUCAACAUCGAAAACACCAGGAAGACGCACCAAACCGAAGAGAAGAAACCAAAAGUGCCCAUCCCGGUGCCGGUGCCCACGGUCCCCAAGCAAAACGGCGAUGCUGCCGUCCAAAACGGGAGGCUGUCCACGGUCCAGAAGCAACCCAGCAGCCUGUCUCUGGUGUCACCGAGGCGGAUAGUCAUCCAGGCUUCAACCGGGGAGCUGCUUCGCUGUUUGGGGGACUUCAUGUGCCGCAGGUGUUUUAAACUGAAAGAGUUAAACAGCGCGGAGGUGAUCCUCUGGUUCCGAAACAUUGACCGGACUCUUUUGAUCCAGGGCUGGCAGGACCAGGGCUUCAUCACGCCGGCCAACGUGGUGUUCGUGUACCUGCUGUGCGAAGACACGAUAGCGGACAGCGUCGACAGCCCGGCCGAGCUGCAGGGCACCUUUCAGACUUGCCUUUACCUCGCCUACUCCUACAUGGGCAACGAGAUCUCCUACCCACUCAAGCCGUUCAUGAUCGACUCGAACAAGGACGUUUUCUGGGAGACGUCGCUCCGGAUCAUCAACAGGAUGAGUGCCAAAAUGCUGCAACUGAACGCAGACCCGCACUUUUUCACCGAGGUCUUCCAGGACCUCAAAAACCAACGAGACAGCAGCGAAGCGAACCUGGACCGCUGAAACAAACAAGACACUGGUGUUUUUUUUUUAUUUAAAGAUGAAUGUUUUAUGCAAAAUCACAUAAAACAGUGGUUUUGAAUGUAAAGGCCUGUGUUGAAGGCAUCUCACGUCUGGGCUGAAUAUCUCUCUAAUGGUGUUACACAACCGGUGUUUAGGCUACAGUGUAGGAGAUUUCAUACAUGCAUGCCAAUGGUGUAUUGUCCUCUUUUGUCUUGCCCCUUGAAUGACGCGGGGAUUUGACUUCGUGGUGCAAAUCACAAUCUUAAGUCCCCGUUUCGUUCACGGUUAGCCUACUUGCGGGGGAAGUGGGUGGAUGUCGCAGUGAGGUGAGGUUAGGCAGGACCAGAAUAGAUCCGUGUUUUUGUGGAAGAGCCGGGAGGCGGAGCUGUCCGAGGUGCUGACCUGUGCGGCCAUUUCUCCUCCGCUCCCUGCUAUUUUUGAAUCACUUUGCCACAACAGAGCCAAGCGUGGCUUAAGAGGACCAGAGUCAGCCCAAUACACCUUCAGCACAUAAGCCUAAGCCUUGUAAGAGGAGGUAUAGAGUGGGCUAAAUUGUGCUUUUUUUUAAAAUUCCUUUACCUGUUGAUAGUUAAGCUGUAAGACAUGCAACAGAUAUCUUUAAGAGGACGUGUUACUUGGUUUAACUGUGGAUUUUCCUCUUAGGGUAACAGAUUUGAAAAGCUAUAGUUUCCAUCUGCAAACCUUGUCUGGGUACUGCAGAAAAGCACCAUGCUGUGUAUGGCUAUCUUCAUACCUGGGAUAUAACUAUUUUCUCAUCUACUUUUGUGUGAUUAAAAAGCACCAAUAUCUUCAUAUAAGCCACCUCACUUUGAAUUUAAAUAUCUUCUGUUUGCCUACCGACGUGAUGCUGUAGUGGUGUAUCUGUAAGUGGGCAGUUGGUUCAAGGUGAAGAUGAGGGAAAGUGGCAUAAGUGUAAAAGAGGAGGGAGUAUCUCCCCCCCCCUGGAAUGUAUAUGAUAAACUGCACUAAAUGGGCCCAUAGUUGGCCAUAUAGCAAGAUUAUCAACCCAAGACCUCUGUUGUGUAUUGGUUUCCAAUACAUUGCAGAUGAGACUGAAAGGAAUGUACAGUUUUUCAAGAGAUUUUUUUUAAAUCUCAUAUGUGCCAACUAUGAAAUAUUCUUGGCCUGAAACUAUAUGGUUUACAUGUACAUAUCCCACACUCUUUAUUUUUAUUUUUCUCUGCCUUUUUUGGAGGCGACUGUAUAUGAUGUAGGUCGAGCACAACAAACAACAACUAGAGCUUAAUGGUCAAAUCGUAUUCUUGCCCUGCUCUGUAAAUGUGCUGUGGUCCUCAGUUUGCUGGGUUCAGUUCACUUUCAGUGUAGUCAAUUCAGGAAGGAUCCUCAUAAUGUAAAUAUUGAAUGUAAUGGUGUCAUUAAUAAGUGACAGAAGAUUAUAAUUUGCACUCUCCAUUGCAGUUUCUAUAAGCUAAAAGUGAUUUGGGCAUACCUGUCAGUUGUUAUUCAGCAUUAUGCUCCUUCUAAGUGAUCAUUGUGAUGUGGUGUUGUGAACCCAUUGCUUGGAAAGUGAAAUAUAAUGCUGCUAUUUUUGCACAGCUGAGAACAAACUCUUGAUGUUUUGCACAGUGGUGUAACAUGUCAUGUACCAGUGUUUCCUGUCAGUUACUGGAGUUUUUGCCAUUAAGUUUGCAGUUAAUGUCACCAAGUCUCGCUCUAGGAUGAUCAUUUGUGAAUUAGAUCUUUGGUACAGUUAAAUUUUCCUAUAUAUCAGCCAUGGAAAGUGAUAUUUAGAUGUGUGUGUGUUGUCUGUGGUGUUGCGCCACAGUUGCAUUCACUCUCUCUACGUGUUAAUAAAAGGUCAAUGCAGUUAUUGUUUAUGGUGAUCAUGAUGAAAUAAAUCCAAACGUAUGUAGGAUCUCUUA